Messenger RNA from Aspergillus fischeri NRRL 181, 3504 nucleotides. RefSeq names its product WD domain protein. The transcript is spliced from 4 exons. NCBI's taxonomy places the organism in Eukaryota, Fungi, Ascomycota, Eurotiomycetes, Eurotiales, Aspergillaceae. Gene Ontology annotation, molecular function: protein binding; catalytic activity. The record is from RefSeq and is a predicted model, not a curated record. Bases 1 to 3504 code for a protein of 1167 amino acids. Gene Ontology annotation, biological process: nucleoside metabolic process.
AUGUCACAUCCAGAGCAGUAUACUGUCGGUUGGAUAUCUGCCUUGGAGACGGAAUACGUCGCUGCCCGAGCUUUUCUCGAUAAGAAGCAUGACCGACCGGAAACACUUUCGCCAAAUGAUAAUAAUCACUACACCCUGGGAGAAAUCGGGGGCCAUCAGGUGGUUAUCGCGGUUCUACCAGACGGAGAAUAUGGAACAUCAUCCGCAGCUGGGGUGGCUAGGGAUAUGUUGCACAGCUUUCCAAACAUCCGAUUUGGGCUAAUGGUUGGGAUUGGUGGGGGUGUUCCAACAAAACGGGACAUACGUCUUGGCGACGUUGUCGUGAGCUCCUCUCGGAAUGGACGUGGUGGUUUGCUUCAAUAUGACUUUGGCAAGGAGUUACAAGGGCAAGAAUUCCAUCAAACACGGUCCUUAAACCAGCCGCCGCCGAUCUUGCGUGCGGCCGUGUCUGGGCUCCAAGCGCAGUAUGAGGAGGAGGGCCAUCGGUUGAAGGAGAGCAUACAAACUGUGCUUGAAAGCAACAAGAGACUGAAGCGAAAAUAUACACGACCACCUCCCGAAAUUGACAGGCUUUAUGAAAGCCAGUUUACUCAUGUGCCAGACAGUGGGGUAAACUGUGCCGAGCUCUGUGAUGAUUCAAAGUUGAUUCUUCGACCCGAGCGAACUGAGAAUGAGGACGAUCCUGCUAUCCAUUAUGGCUUGAUAGGAUCUGGGAAUAAAGUGAUUAAAGACGCAAUAUUCCGUGACAAGCUGGCGGCAGAGCAAGAUGUCUUAUGCUUUGAAAUGGAAGCAGCUGGACUGAUGAACCAUUUCCCCUGUUUGGUCAUUCGUGGCGUCUGUGACUAUGCCGACUCGCACAAAAGCAAGGAAUGGCAAGGCUAUGCUGCAAUGGUGGCAGCAGCAUAUGCAAAAGAACUUCUAUAUCAAAUUGUGCCUCAGAGGGUAAACGCCGAGCGAAAAGCCUGUGAAGUUCUGGACGGGAUCCAGAACCAACUGCACAACGUAUCGAAGAAUGUUGAUCAUAUUCAUUCAAUUACUAGCGCAUCGGCUAGGGAAAUCAAUGCUAUGGCACAAAGUAUCGACCUGAAGGAGUUACCGGUCGCUGACGGAGCUGAAUUUGGAACGUAUAUGGACCAACACGAAGAAGAAUGUCUCCCGGGAACCAGAAAGGAGCUUCUUCUUAAUAUUGAAGAAUGGGCUGUCUCACCCGAAGGAAAAUGUAUUUUCUGGCUCAACGGUUUGGCCGGGACUGGCAAGUCCACAAUAUCGCGAACUGUGGCCAAAUCCUUUAAAGAGCGAGGGCUAUUGGCGGCGAGCUUCUUCUUCAAGAGAGGUGGCGGAGAUCGUGGCAAAGCAGCUCGGUUCUUCACAACUAUUUCAAAGCAGCUAUUUACCAAAAUCCCAGAAAUACGCCCUGCUAUCUUACAGGUAAUCAGGGAUAAUCCAGGAAUUUCCGCCAAACCACUCAAGGAGCAGUUUAACGAGCUCAUUUACCGACCACUCCACAGCUUGAAUCAACCAAAAAAUCAGAGCUCACCUCUAGUGAUUGUGAUUGAUGCGCUAGAUGAAUGUGAAAAUGACAACGAUAUCAGAGUCAUCCUCGAACUAUUACCACGUGUUCAGGAGUCAAACUAUGCACCCUUGCGAUUUUUCGUUACCAGUCGACCUGAACUACCCAUCCACUUAGGCUUUCAGACGGUUAAACAUAGCCACCAGGAUUUGAUACUUCAUGAGAUUCCCGAGCCAAUAAUAGAACGCGACAUAUCCUUGUUCCUCGAACACAAGCUGGCCAAAAUUAGGAAGGAGCGCGCUCUUUCUAUGGGCUGGCCUGGAAAGCCUGACAUCCAAGCCCUGCUUACCAUGUCGGUGCCACUAUUUAUUUUUGCUGCCACCAUCUGCCGUGUGUUUGAAGAUCAUAAUUUGGACCCAGAGCAGUGUCUCACUGAGAUCCUCAAAUAUCAAAGCCAAGAGUCUAAGCUGGAUGGAACGUACCUUCCAGUACUGGACCGCCUUGUUUCCAACUAUAAUGGGAGAAGACGAGAGCAAGUGAUUCAGGGUGUGCGACAAGUUGUUGGAAUGAUUAUCCUUCUUGAGAGCCCACUCUCCGUCACGGCCCUCUGGAAGCUCACGGGGAUUGCUAAAUCUUCAAUUAAUGCCAGGCUAAAUUCGCUGCACUCGGUCUUGCACGUGCCAAAUAACGAGAUGCUGCCAGUGAGGCUCUUUCAUCAAUCAUUUCGUGACUUUCUUCUUGACUCCAACACUCGUGAGAAGACUCCAUUCUGGGUAGAUGAGAAGCAAAUAGACCAAAAACUAACAACCCACUGUCUUUCCGUCAUGAAUGGUCAGCUGAAAAAAAAUAUGUGCAAUCUCCAAAACUAUGGAACAGAGCGAAGAAAUAUUGACACCCAGUCUAUCAAUCACUAUUUGCCACCAGAGCUUCAGUAUUCGUGUCGUUAUUGGACCCGCCAUCUGGCACGAAGCAAAGAUCCCAUGAGCCAGAUUGAUAAUAUCUUGGGAUUCCUCGAUAAUCAUUUCCUUCAUUGGGUGGAGGUGAUGAGCAUGCUAGGCAUUGUGUCAGAAGUUCUGGGAUGCAUUGGUACUUUACAGUUAGUAGUGCAGGACAAUGCAAGCGAUCUUGGGAUAUCUGAAUUUCUGCAUGAUGCGCAGCGGUUUAUCCUGAAGAUCAGUCAGAUAGCAGAUAUUGCCCCGCUGCAGAUCUAUUGUUCUGGGCUGAUCUUCGCGCCAAAGUUGGCAAUAAUUAGGAGGAGGUUUGAAGGAGAGCUGCCUAAUUGGAUACAACAAUGCCCAAGGGUAGAAGAAAGCUGGAGUCCUGAUAGGCAAACAUUGGAGGGCCAUUCAAACUCAGUUGAGUCAGUGGCGUUCUCGGCAGAUGGCCAACUGCUGGCGUCCGGCUCCUGGGACAACACCAUCAAGCUCUGGGAUCCUAGUACAGGCGGCCUUAAGCAUACCCUGGAGGGCCAUUCAAACUCAGUUGAGUCAGUGGCGUUCUCAGCAGAUGGCCAACUGCUGGCGUCCGGCUCCUGGGACAACACCAUCAAGCUCUGGGAUCCUAGUACAGGCGGCCUUAAGCAUACCCUGGAGGGCCAUUCAAACUUAGUUCACUCAGUGGCUUUCGCAGCAGAUGGCCAACUGCUGGCGUCUGGCUCCUGGGACAACACCAUCAAGCUCUGGGAUCCCAGUACAGGCGCCCUCAAGCACACCCUGGAGGGCCAUUCAGACUCAGUUUGGUCGGUGGCCUUCUCAGCAGAUGGCCGACUGCUGGCAUCUGGCUCCGGUGACGCCACCCUCAAGCUCUGGGAUCCCAGUACAGGCGCCCUCAAGCACACCAUAAGUACUGACGGUUAUGUUAAUGACAUUGAAUUCUCCUUUCCCUACCUUGUCACUAACCGGGGAUCUUUUAAUAUCCAAGCCUGGGUCAAAGGGAGUUAUGGCUCCCUCCAGACUAUCAGCCCACUGCUUCAACAGUCAAAGAUGGUGCUAUAG